CGCCUCCUCCGGCCUUUUCUCAUCCGUCAGUCAUCGCCUGUACGACCUCCGCGUGAACCCUUUGGUUUUUUCCAUGAAGGUGUCUGCGAAUAAUGGAGAGAAGGAAGAAAAUAAAAAGAACGGUUUCCUUCUCGACCGAAGGUGAAACUCUUUUGAGCCUGAGAUCAGAAGUGCCUGUCAAGAUGGAAGUGAACCCCCCGAAACAGGAGCACCUGCUGGCGCUAAAAGUGAUGCGAUUGACUAAGCCGACUCUGUUCACCAAUAUUCCUGUAACAUGUGAAGAGAAAGACUUGCCUGGUGAUCUCUUUAACCAGUUAAUGAGAGAUGAUCCUUCAACUGUAAAUGGUGCAGAGAUUUUAAUGUUGGGAGAAAUGUUGACUUUACCUCAAAAUUUCGGGAAUAUAUUUUUGGGAGAGACCUUUUCCAGUUACAUCAGUGUUCAUAAUGACAGCAAUCAAGUUGUAAAAGAUAUAUUGGUGAAGGCGGAUCUUCAGACAAGUUCUCAGCGUUUAAACCUUUCAGCCUCCAAUGCUGCUGUGGCUGAACUUAAACCUGAUUGUUGUAUUGAUGAUGUCAUACACCAUGAAGUCAAGGAAAUUGGGACACACAUCUUGGUGUGUGCUGUGAGUUAUACAACUCAGGGUGGAGAAAAAAUGUACUUUAGGAAAUUCUUCAAAUUUCAGGUUCUCAAACCACUGGAUGUGAAAACCAAAUUUUACAAUGCAGAGAGUGACCUCAGUUCUGUGACUGAUGAAGUCUUUCUUGAAGCCCAAAUUCAGAACAUUACAACCUCACCUAUGUUUAUGGAGAAAGUGUCACUGGAGCCAUCGAUAAUGUACAAUGUCACAGAAUUGAAUUCCGUGACCCAAGCCGGGGAAUGUGUAUCUACAUUUGGAUCCAGAGGAUAUUUGCAGCCAAUGGAUACACGCCAGUACUUAUACUGCCUAAAGCCCAAGAAGGAGUUUGCAGAAAAAGCUGGCAUCAUUAAAGGAGUGACAGUCAUUGGGAAAUUGGACAUAGUGUGGAAAACAAACCUAGGUGAAAGGGGAAGAUUGCAGACCAGCCAGCUUCAAAGAAUGGCUCCAGGUUACGGAGAUGUUAGGCUAUCUCUAGAGGCCAUUCCAGAUACCGUGAACCUAGAAGAGCCUUUCCACAUUACCUGUAAAAUCACAAACUGCAGCAGUGAAAGGACGAUGGAUCUGGUCCUGGAAAUGUGCAACACCAAUUCUAUCCACUGGUGUGGGAUUUCAGGAAGACAGCUGGGGAAGCUGAGCCCGAGCUCCUCUCUCUGCCUGGCCCUCACUCUCCUGUCGUCGGUACAGGGGCUCCAAAGUGUCUCUGGCUUAAGACUCACUGACACAUUCUUAAAGAGAACCUACGAAUAUGACGACAUUGCACAAGUCUGUGUGGUCUCCUCAGCCGUGGAAGUGGAAGCCUGAGGAAAAUUCCCAAUGUUGAAUUUCUUGUUAAUCACAGAACUGCUCUCCUUUUUUUGUCAGCUUUGUGAAAUGAUCAGUAGCAAAAAUAAGUGUAUGUUAUUUAAAUUUGUUUUCUGUAAAAUAGUUAAAUAUUAAAUAUUUGUUGCAAAAAACAUAGUUUUUAUCCUGUGAAUUAUAUUCUAAAUGAACAGAACAUUUCCCUAUUUUCUAUACAUAUUCCAUGCCCUUUAAGAUAACUGUUGGCUUUUGUUUUCACCAAGCUCUAAUUUUGAGGCUUUCUGUCUACCAAGUACCUUUUUGUAAAGGGCCGUGUAUCGGAUGUUGUAGGCUCUGGAAGCAGAUGAAUUCUGCCAUUUGAGCACAAUAGGAGGGUGUCCAAAUAGCACCUGCUGGCUAGAGCCCCUGGGCUACAGUUUACUAAUUCAGUCUGGAAAAUGCUGUUGGUUUUAGGACUUUGGAAUUUUCAAAAUACUUUGUGUCAUAAUUCAGUUAAAGUAAUCAUCGCCAACUACAGUCUUCCCUGGGUGCAUAGUCAACAGAAAAGCCUCUGAAACAAUCCAGGUCCCCUUCCUGUAACCUGAGUAUUUCUUAACACAGGAUAACCAUUUUUAGUUGUUUUCAAAAUCACUGUAUAUGUCUGUGUCAGUGUACACAUACCAACACACAUCUCACAGACACUCAACAGCAGACCAGAAUUGGUUAACUUUUUUUUUUUUUAACUUUUAUUGAUUCUUUGCCGAUCGCACAUCCUGCAUCCCAAUCCCACCCAACUCUCCCUCCCCCAUCCGCCCUCCACCCUUGCAACCUCACCCCCAAAACAAAACAAAAUUGAAAAGAAAAACCAA
Onychomys torridus (southern grasshopper mouse) is the source of this 2284-nucleotide messenger RNA. It is a transcript of the gene Trappc13, whose product is annotated as trafficking protein particle complex 13. Bases 93 to 1439 code for a protein of 448 amino acids. The record is from RefSeq and is a predicted model, not a curated record. Gene Ontology annotation, cellular component: TRAPPIII protein complex. Lineage: Eukaryota; Metazoa; Chordata; Mammalia; Rodentia; Cricetidae. The transcript is spliced from 14 exons.